Nilaparvata lugens (brown planthopper) is the source of this 228-nucleotide messenger RNA. RefSeq names its product sugar transporter SWEET1-like. The record is from RefSeq and is a predicted model, not a curated record. NCBI's taxonomy places the organism in Eukaryota, Metazoa, Arthropoda, Insecta, Hemiptera, Delphacidae. Gene Ontology annotation, cellular component: membrane. The transcript has 2 exons. The annotation marks the transcript as partial.
GGUGACGCCAUCAGACAGAAAAGUACAAAGGAAAUACCAUUUCCAAUUGUUUUCUUUGGUUCCAUUACAACUGCGUUAUGGUUUGUCUACGGCCGGAUCAUUGGAAAACCUAUAAUACAGAUUCAGACAGGCAUGGCAUUUAUUGUAUUCAGUGGUCAACUAAUGUUAUUCUUCAUAUAUCCUGCUGUCGACGUCAAAAAGAAAGAAUAAAUCAGUAUUUAUAAAAAA